GAUGCCGCCGUCCGCCUGGGCCGGGGCUGCGGCCGAGCCGUGUGCCAAAGCCUGGUGCAGCGUGGGCUGAUCCAUCGGCUGCAGGGCCGUGAGGACGACGCCCGGCGGGACUUCCAACAGGCGGCACGGCUUGGCAGCGCCUUCGCACGGCAGCAGUUGGUGCUGCUCAACCCCUACUCGGCCCUCUGCAACCAAAUGCUGAGCGAGAUGCUGGGGCGGCUGCGCAACCCCGAUGUGGUCGGCAGUGACUGAGGCCGCCGGACCCCCGUCCUGACUGAAGCUCAGGGGCACAGCUGUGCUUGGAAGGACUCUGAAGGUUUAGAGGAGGCGGCAGCACGCAGCUGCUCGUCGUCCAGAGCCGCCACGGGGAAAGCUUCCUGCACCUCAGCUUUGUCGUGGCUCUGUUCCAUCACAAAUAAACCUCCCUGGCGGCCCAGCAGGGCUCUGG
This is a messenger RNA of Meleagris gallopavo (turkey), 448 nucleotides long. The record is from RefSeq and is a predicted model, not a curated record. Lineage: Eukaryota; Metazoa; Chordata; Aves; Galliformes; Phasianidae.